AUGAUUUGUAAUCACGGUGUUAAUAGUCUCAUAUUUGAGAAGUUUCCAUGUUCGGAGUCUGCACCUGAUACACCUCGAAGUCUUAACUGCAUUUUUUGUAUGACAUCUGUCGUUUUCGACCAAUCAUUGGAGCAUAAUAUCCGCCAGCAAUAUGCAAACAAGUUUUUAAACUUCAUUGAGGUCUCCAAUCUUCGCUGUAAAACUAUGAUCUGCAGUGAAAAGUUACUCGAUAAAUCUAUAAAUGCUAUUUUAAGGGCGAAUUAUACAGAACGUCUUGAGAAUGAUCAAUGCAGUUUUACAGUUCUGCAGUGUUUGCUUCUUCUAGCUAGUCCGAAACUGAAGCUGAAGUAUCUGAGUUACACAUACUAUCAAGUUAUUUCAAAUAUUGACAAAAGUCAGAACUAUAUUUAUAACCUUAAGCUGUUUUGCGGUUUAUUGGAAAAUCUCGAGGCUGAAAAUCCUGUUCUUCCAGACGCAAUCAUAAAUGAUAUUUUCGUAUUAAUUACUACCAUAUCUUCUUACCUGGACUCAUCUUCAAUCUGUUACUUGAAUUGUCUUCUUAAACAUCUGCCAAGGAAGUGUUUUGAUUCAGUAAGGAUGAGUUUCCAGAAAGUUGUGGAGUUAAUCCUAAGGAACAAGAGCAGGGACGUUGUGAAAACCGGGCUAGAUUGUUUGUUCAGAUUGUCUCUCUGCAAUCGAAGCUUCGUUGAUAUUUGCAAAUAUAAAGAGCUCCCGGUGGUUUUACGUGCUCUUUUAAAUUCUAACGAUGAUCAAAUUAAAGAAAUUACAUUUAUAUUCAUUGAACUCCUGGUAAAUAAGUUUAAUGAUGAUGCGAUUAAGUUGAUUUGUACGUCUGGUGUCAUUGAACUCCUGUUCGAUAAUAUUUCUUUUAAAAACCCUUGUUUCAGAAACGUUUUAAAAUGCUUACAAAUAAUAGGUACAGAAGUAGAACUUAUGUCUUCAAGUUUUGUGCCACAUGGAAUUAGCCAGAUUGUAAAAGCCAUGGAUUUGAACCAUGACUACGAAAAUGAACUUUUGCCAAGGCUUGUGGAGAUUACAAAUAAUUUCAUAAUGUACUAUAAUGGCCCACUAGACCUUUUUAUAUGCUCAUCAAUUUUAGGACAAUUUCUGGUGGCCAUUUCAGAUAUAAUGGAAGACUGCACAGUACAUUUAGGAAUAGUAGGAAUAACCUGUGUGGCUAAUAUCUUCAAAUAUGAAAGAGAUACAGAAAUUAUGCCAAUUAAGGAACUCGAAAGAUUUCUAAAUUUUGUCGAACAUUUUGCACGAAAACAAAUUUAUAAUUUUGGACACCUUAAACAAUCGAAUAACGCAUGUGUAAUUUCAAAGUCAGACAUGAAAAUAGAAGAAAAGUCCUUAUGUAUUUUACUACCAACCUUGCUGAGUUUGUUACAGGAAAUGCACACCUUCUUGUAUCUGAAUAAAAGGAUCCCAAUAAAAAUUCCUGAAAUCAUUAUGAAAAUUGAAUAUUCUCUCACGUAUAUAUUUUUUUCUGUAGUGAUGAAUCUAGUUUCUCAAUUACUGUCUAAAAAUGUUACUGUGGAGAAUUUGAAAUCUGUGCUAAAGAUAACAACAAUGUAUGCUUACGGUAUAUGCUCAGACAUUUCAGCGAAGGAGAUUACCAAUAUUUGUGGCGGGGUAUUUGAGCAGUUUCAGACCUUUAAAAACUGUAUUUCAAACACUCUGAAAGACAAAAUUCGCGAAAGUUUCACAUUGCUUCUUCCACUGUUUUACAAGAUUUGCUUUUUGAUUAGUAAUGAGAACAUCAAAACAGCUUUGUAUUCACCUGACUUUUAUACAUUUGACGAUAAAAAGCGGGAUGUCAGUGUCAGUUUUUGUUUCAAUUCUUUCUCGAGAGAAAUUUUGCUAACUGUGAUGACAAUCAACGCCAGUAUAUUUAACAAUCUUAGUAUUCCGUAUCUAUCAGAAGGCAAACAUUUAGCUGACGUUCUAAAUAAAGACGAGUUUAAAACUUGGAUUUCUACUUUAAUUCGUGGAUUUAAAUAUUUUACGAGUGUGAAUUUGGAGUGCCUUGAAAAAUACAUGGAGUUAAGUAUACGAGGACAAGAAUUUAUUGAUAUUUCUGCCUCAGCAAUAUCCAUUAUAUGCGUCCUAAUCAAUCGUAAUAUCAAACAUAUUAAAACAUUUCAGAAGUUCCCCUUGGUUGAUGAUAGAAAUCAUGAGGCAUUUAGGAAUUAUGUUAUUUUCCCAAACAAAACUUUAAAGCGAAUAAUUCAGUUUCCCACUAAGGCAGGAAAUUUCUCAUCACAUAUACGUGUUUGCCGAAAUUCUGGAAUUUUUUCAAUAAUUCCGUUAUCACCGAUGAGUAUAAUAAAGAUAUUACAGUGCCACAGUGAUGAACUAUUGAUUGAGGAACAAGUAUUUUCACUACUUCCCACAACUUACAUCUUAUUAUCCAAUACUUGGACAGUAUGGUACAACAAUUUGAUGAAAUUCGACAAUGCGGAUGUCCUUCAGCGUUUAGUUCUAACUUUCGAAAUACAAACACUCAGCUUAAAGGAAAAGGAUGGAUCGGUAGAAACUAGUCAUUCUUCUGUUCAGAGAAAACAGUUGGCACUUUAUAUUUGUGAUUGUCUCUCAGUACUGCCAAAUAAUCUUCCGGGAUCGUUUUUAGACGUCUUCACUUCUAACUAUGAGCUGAAAUAUGCGUAUGUGAAAAUGUUAAAAACAACCUGCUUGUUUCUGCACGAAGUCUUCCUUCAUUCUCAGUUUGUUGUCAUGGUAGCACAACAAAUUAUUAGACUUUUAGCGAAUGAACGAUUCGAUCCUAAUUCUUCACUUCGAAAUGAUCUUCUCGAAAUCAUAUUACACCUUUUGAUGAAUUCUGACAGCAAUUCACAAGUGCAAAUUGUAAAACUGCUAUGUUCAGAAAUUCAAACCUGGAAAAGUUGUAUUUUCCGCUUUUCGAAGGAGACUUCCAAAUGUUCUGCAGCUAAUCGUUUGAAAAUACAUACUGAAGAGUUUCAAAUCACAGCUGAGGAAUUGGACUCCAUUCUAGGGAUUGGCGCCUCAAUAAAUAUUUGUACAAAACAUUUACCAGUCAAUCAUGAGAUUGUUGACUCUGUUAGUAACUUACUGUUUAUGAAUCCAGAAACAAUUUUAGAAAUUUUGAGUCACAAUCCAGUAACAAAUGGAUCUCCUUUCAUUCAGACCAGUGCACUGGUUUGUUUAUUGGAAUCAUUUUACGGACCACUGUCUCAUCUUUUAUGGCCGGAUAUAUCUGAAAACUCGAACGAGAACUAUUACUGUGAACUUUUCAUGUGCUUGAAUACUAAAAUCAUGGACAUAACCCACAGAUUUAUUCAAGAAUUGUCAAUCGAAGUGUAUGGUUGUCUGAUUAAAUAUAUCUGUUUAACUACCAAAAAACAAUCAUUUAUCAAUAUGUUCUUGUUGACUAGUCCAUGGAGUAAUAUUAUUCUUGAACACUUACAAAUAGAUGGUUCAGUAAAUAAUAUUGAAAACUUCUCAUCAUCUUUCCUUGCUUUUGCCAACGUGCUACUAUCCACGAAAUGUCCUGCAAUUUGUUCAGUUAUCAAUAAAAAUCGGUUGAGGGAAUUAUUACUAGCUUAUAUACAUGAUAAGGAUUUGUAUGACUCAAUUACCAAGACCUAUUUAGGAAGUAUAUUUCUAAAGUUUGCCUCCCCAGACUUUGAAGUUCUAGAUUUCAGGGAGCGGUUAUGCUUAGAAGUUAUGAUUGCAUCAGACAAUUUGCAACCUACUCUCAGUAUUUCAAAUCGCUUUAAUUUGUUUUAUAAAGAAAUAUUUUGUUUAUAA
Schistosoma spindalis is the source of this 3813-nucleotide messenger RNA. The record is from the annotation of a GenBank genome assembly. NCBI's taxonomy places the organism in Eukaryota, Metazoa, Platyhelminthes, Trematoda, Strigeidida, Schistosomatidae.